AUGACAUCAAAUGCUUCAGUGACGAAUAAUUCUACUACGGACAGAGUUGUAAAAAGUAUCCCUCAUCCUCCCACCCACCGUUUAACAUUAGAGGAAGUGUUCGAUAGCAAAGGAGAACCGCGAAUUAAAGAAUUGAAACAACAUUUUAUACUCGAAGGUCGAGUUACUGAACAAGUUGCUCUAAAAAUUAUCCGUGCUGGCGCUGCUUUACUGAGAGAUGAAAAUACAGUUCUGGAUAUUGAUGCACCGGUUACUGUUUGUGGAGAUAUUCAUGGACAAUUUUUCGAUCUCAUGAAAUUGUUUGAAGUCGGUGGAGAUCCUGCGACUACUAGAUAUCUUUUCCUUGGAGAUUAUGUUGAUAGGGGAUACUUUAGUAUUGAGUGCGUUUUAUACCUGUGGGCAUUGAAAAUUUUACAUCCGACAACAUUUUUCCUUCUCCGCGGUAAUCAUGAAUGUCGACACUUAACAGAGUAUUUCACUUUCAAACAAGAAUGUAAAAUAAAGUACACAGAAGAAGUUUACGAGGCGUGUAUGGAAGCAUUCGACUGUUUACCAUUGGCAGCUUUAAUGAAUCAACAAUUUUUAUGUGUUCAUGGUGGUCUUUCUCCUGAAGUUCAUACUUUGGAUGAUAUACGCCGUAUUGAUCGAUACAGAGAACCCCCUGCUUUUGGUCCUAUGUGUGAUCUUCUCUGGUCUGAUCCAUUGGAAGAUUUUGGCAGUGAAAAGUCAUUAGACCAUUUUUCGCACAAUAGUGUUCGUGGUUGUUCUUUCUUUUUCAGUUAUGCUGCAUGCUGUGAUUUCUUACAAGCCAACAGCCUCCUUUCCAUUAUACGUGCUCACGAAGCUCAGGAUGCUGGUUAUCGUAUGUAUCGAAAGAAUCAAGCUACUAAUUUCCCUUCACUCAUAACAAUAUUCAGUGCUCCCAAUUAUCUAGAUGUUUACAAUAAUAAAGCUGCUAUUCUUAAGUAUGAAAACAAUACAAUGAAUAUAAGACAAUUUAAUUGUUCUCCUCAUCCUUAUUGGCUUCCAAAUUUCAUGGAUGUAUUCACCUGGUCUUUACCUUUUGUCGGAGAGAAAGUUACGGAGAUGCUUAUGAAUGUACUAAGUAUUUGCUCAGAUGAUGAAUUAAUGAAGGAAGGUGAUGACACUUUUGAAGGUGGAACUGUUGCUGCUCGUAAAGAAGUUAUUCGUAAUAAGAUACGUGCUAUCGGUAAAAUGGCCCGAACGUUUACAGUGUUAAGAGAGGAAAGUGAAUCUGUGUUUGAAUUAAAAGGAUUGACUCCAAAUGGAAUGCUUCCAUUAGGUGCUUUGUCAGGAGGGAAAGAAUCAUUAAACAAAGCAUUAUCUGGUGUUUCACCGAGAAAUAAAAUCAUCUCUUUUGAACAAGCCAAAGCGUAUGAUCAAAUCAAUGAACGCAUGCCACCAAGGCGUGACAGUAAUGUGGCUACUACUGUUCCCGGUAGUACACGACCUUAUGGUUCUGCUUCUCGUCAGGUUGAGAGGAAAUCAACUCCAAACCCGUUGAAUAAUGUCACCACUAAUACUGCUGAUUCUAUCCAAGCGUCCAGUCACCGACGUCAAAGUGCGAAGAGUAGUACAAGUCGAUCGACAGUGGAUCAAAGUGAUACUACUACAAACCGUUCUAG
This is a messenger RNA of Trichobilharzia szidati, 1646 nucleotides long. The record is from the annotation of a GenBank genome assembly. NCBI's taxonomy places the organism in Eukaryota, Metazoa, Platyhelminthes, Trematoda, Strigeidida, Schistosomatidae.